Molecule: messenger RNA, 2355 nt
Organism: Melanotaenia boesemani (Boeseman's rainbowfish)
Lineage: Eukaryota; Metazoa; Chordata; Actinopteri; Atheriniformes; Melanotaeniidae
Product: platelet binding protein GspB-like
Exons: 4
Coding region: 69-854 (261 amino acids)
Source: RefSeq, a predicted model, not a curated record
UAACACAUCCUGCUGUCAAGGAUGUAUUCUGUGGUGUGUAUGUGGGUGUUCGUUUGAAUGCUGCUGAUAUGUCAACCGCUUCCUCUCUCAACAUGCCUGCAGCAAAGCAUCUCACUGUCCUGGUGUCUUUGUUAACAGUUUGCAGAGGUACCACUAUUUCCACUUCAACUGAGCAGGGAAUAGUGACAAACACAAGUGCUGCACACUUCUCCAACUCCAUCUCUUUAUCCACUGGGAAUUACACUUCCAGUGCACAUCAGUCUCAACCAGCAACACAGGCUACUGCUAAAGUCACUUCAACUUCACCACAAACAACCAGGAUUAAGGAAACCAAUCCAAGCACCAGUCCAGUGACUACACCCAUUACCCACACAUCAAGUGAGAAGGUUUCCCAAGGACAGACAGUCCCAUCAGCAUCAGCAUCAGCAUCAACAUCAACAUCAGCAUCAGUAUCAGCAUCAGCAUCAGCAUCAGCAUCAGUAUCAGCAUCAGCAUCAGUAUCAGCAUCAGUAUCAGCAUCAGCAUCAGCAUCAGGAUCAGCAUCAGCACCAGCAUCAGCAUCAGUAUCAGCAUCAGUAUCAGCAUCAGCAUCAGCAUCAGGAUCACCAAAUGUUUCUACAAAUGUUGUAAACUCGACCAGCCCAGUUCUUUCAACCAAUGGGGUAAAAGAAGAGUUGGCAUCAAACCCCGGCCUCGUGGCCAUCCUUUGCAUCUUCUGUAUUGUCUUUGUUCUUGUGCUGGUGGUUGCAACUGUGAAAUGUAUCCGAUCUCCAAGAUCCAACUUUGAGAGGCUUGAAGACAUGCCCCUGGGCCAAGUGAAUGAAGAGUCUCCAUUCGCACAGUACACAAAAUGACAGAGGAGGCUGCUCAGGACACUAAAAGCGAGGAUGAGUCCAGUCUGCAGUGUGACUAAUGUUUCUGGACGGAAAAAUCUUAGAAAUAUUGUCCAUAUCAGCCAGCAUUGACUCCAACUUUGAGCUCUUUUCUUUAUUACACAGCACUUUUGUCAAUGCUAGUGCAAGAUUUCUGCCUCAGCUUUGACCUGUUUAUUUGGCUGCUGGUGAUUCAAUUGAUUAAGCUCUGAAGCUUAAUCAAAUGCUCUGGGCCUAACUAAAAAAAAAAAAAAGAAAAAAAAAAAUAGAAACCAAUAACAUUACAAGGUAACAAUCAAUGCUUUUCAAAUUGGUGUGGAUUAAAAAUGUAUAAAUACAGAAAGCCGUCAUUUUGAAUAUGGAACAUUUUUACUUUCCAUGAUUAUUUCAUAUAAACCUAAUUGUAGAUUUGGUCAUCAACAGCAAAAGGAAUCAAUGUUAAAACUUUCAAAUCAAUGAAAUCUGCAUAUAUAAUUGUUUCAUGGGUAAUGAUUUAAUUUAUAUCUCCUCAUCUAAGUGUGUAUGAGAUAUACAGUUUAAUUCUGUCCAGUUAUUUCUACCUUUGAUCAGGGAUUUACUCAAAUGAACUUGCAGAAAUGUUGUAAUUUUACAUAUUUUGUUUGUUUCGCUAUGAAAAUGAGUUUUUCACUAUAUCUCUUUGCGUGAAAUAUUCACGUAUGUGGGAAGCAAAGCUACUGUUAUAAUUGUUUGAACAUGCAACACAGCUCAAAAAGUGACUGAGUAAAAUCAGUAUAAUUCUGUAGCAGUGCAACAUGUUUUGCUGAGGGAUUUCAAUCACUACUUGAGGUAAAAAGCUAAAUUAUCAUCAGUAUCCGCUUUGCUCUCACUCUCAGAGAGUUGAAGUCUGUGAUAUCACGGUCACAAUAUAACUAAAUAAGUGCUCCCUCCAAAAUAUUUUUAAUUAGAUUUGUUUCACUAUCCUGUAUUGUGUCCAUUUUAAACGUGCAAGGUUAAGGUAUUGUCAGAGGAGUCGCCCACCAACUUGUUGGGUCCUGUAAGCUGUUGUCUUUACACAUACAUUAGCAAGUCAUGUUUCCAGAUUACUCAGAGUCAAGAGAUAACGCAUGACGACUGAAAGGCUUGAUGACCACAAAAGCCUGAACCAGUAAAAUAACUGACCAUUGUGGACAAACUGGUUGAGAGUUUGCAUAAGGGUGUGGUUUUGUUGUCUUUCUGUGUGGCUUCAUUACUGAGACUAAUGGAAAAGAAAGAGUUGGGGUGGGGUAGACGCCUGAUAAAAUGGCCCAAAUUUUGUGCCUCAAAUUUGUAAAAAAGUUAAAUAAAAUUAACUAAAAACAUUGUGAGAGUGGAGUCUUUUAUCAAGCUAUUAAUAAGAAACACUAAGUGAAAUUUGAAAAUCAUGGAUUUGUGGAUGGAUGCUUUCAUAAUAGGAAUGAUUUUGAUUAAAACAUCUGUUUAACUUUGCCUUUGACUGAAAUGUGUUUCUUUGUGCACCCGUCAG